Messenger RNA from Acanthaster planci (crown-of-thorns starfish), 3777 nucleotides. RefSeq lists its product as uncharacterized. Gene Ontology annotation, molecular function: protein binding. NCBI's taxonomy places the organism in Eukaryota, Metazoa, Echinodermata, Asteroidea, Valvatida, Acanthasteridae. The record is from RefSeq and is a predicted model, not a curated record.
AAAAAAAAAAAAACAAAACAAAACAAAAAACACCCAUACACAGUUUAAUUCUGGCAUUUGGUUUUGGUCAUCACCAUGUACAUGAACUUGUAAUAGACUUUGUUUAUGGUGUGUGCAGUGAAGGGGAGAAAGCACAAGAAAUAUAGACUGGGCCUAUAUAGGGACCAAAAUUGUAAAAAAAAAAAGAAAACCUGUAUCAUCUUUCGUUGCACCAUUGAACUCCCACAUACUUAAAAACAAAUUGCAUCAGCCCAAAUCUUGUCCUUUUUUAUUCAACAGUAACAUAGGAAGAAAGAACUACUGGACACGUUCGUUUGGAAAAAAUAAGCCAGGAGAAGUUGUCACUACUGGUUACUGAACAGAGCUUACAGAUAUGCCACUCUCAUGCUUCAAAUGCAAACAUCACUUUAAAGAUUCAAGAAAGCUUGCCUUACAUCUGCGUAACUUUCAUUAUUUGGGUGACUACAAUGACUUAAUAUGCGGUCAAGAAGGAUGUCGACAAACAUUUAAAUUGGUAAAUUCACUUCUUCGUCACAUAAAACGCCACCACCAGAAUGUUGGAAUUGUUGCACCGCCACCUGUUGUCGAAGAACGGGUAGUCAGUGACCUUUCAAGUGAGGAAAGUGAUGAAGAUGCUGAAGAUAUGGUUCAUGUUGAAGUUGAAGAGAUUCCUGAUAUUAACUUGAAUGUGCUUAAACAAAAGGCUGCAUCAUUCAUUUUGCAUAUGAGAGGACAUGCAAGCACCACCCUUACAUCUGUUAAUGCUUACAUAAACACAACGCAAUCAUUGAUGACGGAAAACAUAGGAGUUCUGAAAGAUCAAGUUUUAAAAUUACUAGGUGAAAAAAACGUGGAUGUUAAUUCAGAUGAUGUCCAAGAACUUCUGGCAAAAUUUGACCUGGUUUCAAAUCCAUUUGAAGGGUUAGAAACAGUUGACCAACAAAACAAAUUCUUCCUGGAACACUGUCAGUUAGUUCCCUCAAAAGCCAUAGCUCUUGGAACCAGGUAUGACCAGUUUGUAGAUAAAAAUACUGGCACUGUACAACAAAAACUUGUAACAGAGACAUUUCAAUAUGUAUCAGUAAUACAAACAUUAACAGCCAUUCUGUCAUCUCCGUCACUUCGAGCUUUGUUAGAAAGUGAGGAGACUACUGAAGAAGGAUUUCUGGCUUCCCAUAAGGAUGGACAACAGUUUAUUGAACAAGGAGGGUUUGAUGGCCACCCAGACACAUUAAGGAUCCAACUCUAUUAUGAUGAUGUAGAGGUAGCAAACCCACUAGGCUCAAAAAGAGUGAUUCACAAGUUAGGGUUAUUUUAUUUCAGUAUUGAGAAUUUGCCCAAGGUGUACAACAGAGACAUGCAGUCUAUUCACUUGGUGGCAGUAUGUCAUUCUCUUGACCUGAAGACAUAUGGGUUUGAACCAAUAUUGAAGCAGUUAAAGGAUGAACUACAUCAGCUUGAGUCAGAUAUGGGUUGUAUGGUUGAAGUGAAAGAUUGUGGACCAAUGUGCAUCCGAGCUGCCCUUACUCGUGUCGUUGGUGACUCUGUUGCAGUGCAUGAUGUUUUCAAUUUUCUUAGUCCUUCGGCUAACCAUUUUUGCCGGAUGUGUCUCUGUUCGAGAGAAACUGCCCAGACACAAUUUCUGGAAGAAAAGUUUGAGUUGCGCAAUAUAGAAUCUCAUGAUAGGCAUGCAGAUGAAGCAGCUCAACUGCCAAAUGGCAAUUCUGUCACAGGAGUAAGAGGGAAGUGUUGUUUAAAUGAGCUCCGUUACUUCCAUGUUACAACAAACUGUAAUUUUGAUGUAAUGCACGACAUCUUUGAGGGUGUGGCACCAUUUGAAGUAAAGCUUGUUCUUAGACAGCUGUUAUUAGUAGACAAUGUUAUGACAGUGGAUCAAUUCAAUGCACGGGUGAAAAGUUUUGCAUAUCCAUUCAUGGAGAGGAAGAACAAACCAAGUGUCAACCUUACAAGACCAGGACUACAGAAUGAAGGUGAUCACAAACUAGGGCAAAAAGCAGCACAGAUGGCCUGCCUUCUAAGAAUGUUUCCUUUUCUUAUUGGAGAUCAGGUGCCUGUGGGAAAUCGCUACUAUGAGUUGAUCUUACUAUUAUUGAGAUGUACUGAGAUUGUUCUUGCUGUUCCUGUUCGCAAAUCCCAUGUCUACUAUCUGAAACAUUUAAUUGUUCAGCAUCAUGCUCAUUUCAAAGAAUUAUUCCCAGACAUCAACUUAAUCAACAAGCACCACCACAUGAUACACUAUGCAACAUGUAUUCUAAGAACCGGGCCUUUGGGAAAUGCAUCGUGCUUCAAAUACGAAGCAAAGAAUGCUUUCAGCAAGAAGAUAGGGCAUGUAAAUGCAAAUUUUAGGAACAUUUGCAAGUCAGUUGCCGCCAAGAUACAACUUCAUCAUUGUGCUACAUGGCAGAGUGGAAUCAGCACAAGAUUCAAGUGUUCUAGUGGUGGGACUGUUAGAGUAGAAAACCUUGAAGGUGGUCUGGCUGUACAAGAACUGGGACUGGAUAUAGCACAAGUGUUUGUUGCCAACGAAGUUGAAAUAUUUGGAACUGCGUACAGAUCAAACUUGUAUAUCGUUGUUGAUGUCUCUGAUGAUGAUGACCAUGUGCCUACAUUUGGGCUAAUUUCGUCUGUGCUAGUGGGAUUACAUGGUGAACAGGAGGCACAUUUCCUGAUAAAAAGAUGUUCAACUGGAGAUUUUGUUCCACACUUACAUUCGUACCCAGUGAUAGUUCAUAAUCCCCCUGCAUUCAGUAUUAUCAAGGCUGGUGACCUUCAACAUUUUCUCCCGUAUUCUGGAUUACACACCCUGAGUAAGGAAGACAGCAACACAUACAUUCAGCUCCGAUAUAUUGCGUAUUAAUAGGAUGGCAGCUAGGAAGAACCAUCACCCAACCAAAAAAAGAGAAAAUGGCAUUGACAGUGAGGAGGUCAUCUCAUCAAUGACAGAAGAGGACUUCAAAGAAUGUGGCUUCACCCUCUUCGGUGAAAGGAGGAAGUUGAUGAUAGCCCUGAAGAGUGAUCGUUUUGGCCAAUCUCCACAGACUCUAGUCUCCGGAAGCAGCAGCAGUGCAGCAAUUACUGAUACAUCUAGUGCAACAGUGCCAAAUGAAGAUGUCAGCAGCCCCAAGUUCUCCUUGAAAUUUUGUGGCAAUGAUCCUACGGAUUACAACAUCAGUGCAAUCCUUAGUACUCACAAGAAUGGAGGCAAAAUUCUUGCUGAGCUCGAAAAAAGAAGAAAUCGCAACCUCGACAAGAAAGGAGUUGGUACAGAUAGUGACAAGUAACCUGACUAAUCAGGUUGGGUCACUGUAAGUACUAUUUUGCUCUACACAAGUUUUUUCAUCUGUAUGCUGGUACUUCUACAUCAAGGCAGAAGAAUAAUUUAGUUAUACUCCCAACUUGUGCAUGUACUAUUUUGCUCUACACAAGUUUUUUCAUCUGUAUGCUGGUACUUCUACAUCAAGGCAGAAGAAUAAUUUAGUUAUACUCCCAACUUGUGCAUGUACAUGCAAAUGUGUCCUUUGAAAAGCAGAUAUGUUUGUAUGUAAAAAGCUGUGAUGUAGCCAUGGGGAGGGGGGGUACCCAAGGAGGCACAUGUCCCCCUCCCAACGAAUUCCCAAUGUCCCCCCUCUUCGGUGCCCCCUGCCAGAAAAACAACAUACACUAUUUAAAGCAGGCACCCCCAAUGAAAUGCUGAUGCUCCCUGGUAAAGAUUGGAGCAGGGUUUCCCUGAACAGUCCUGGUUAGGGGAGUAUAAAA